This is a messenger RNA of Corylus avellana, 327 nucleotides long. The record is from RefSeq and is a predicted model, not a curated record. NCBI's taxonomy places the organism in Eukaryota, Viridiplantae, Streptophyta, Magnoliopsida, Fagales, Betulaceae.
UCUGAUCCAACGAAGCCAGAAAUGGGGGGCUCUGUGGGAGUCGGAUUCAUUGCAGUUUUUGCUGUCUCGGGAAGCGUACUUCUACUUGUUCAUCAAGCCCAUAAGCGACUUCUCUCCGAUUUCAUGAAGAAAGUUGAAUCUGAAUUGGGUACCACCUUCUACGCCCACGCCAAGAACAAAUUGAACGGAUCUGGGAAAUCUCAAGCCAAAAAGAAGGUCCGAUUCUCAGAUGAUGUCAAAGAGCCAUCGUCAAACAACAAAGAAUAUCGCCAGAGACAGGUGCUGAAGCACGCCAUGCCACCCAACAGGCAAGCUCUAUAUACCUAA